UUGGUUGUUGGUCGUAAUAAAGUUUUUCUAUAUUCGCAAUAUUUAUUGGAUGAAAUAUUAUGAAAUUGAGAUUAUAAAUGCUGCAAAGCCAAUUUGCUAAUGAACCAAUAAACUUGGUUUAAAAGAAUAGAGAUGAACAGAAAGUGUUUUGGAAAAUUUUAUUUGACUUCGCGUCCUACAAAAUGUUGAAAAUUCAACGUACGUAAAAGCAGUGAAAAUGAAUGAUUUAUUGAUCCUAGUUGCACUCAUUAUUCCCGAAUGUAAAGCAGUGCCUGUGCCUAGACAUUUUGGUGAAAAGAAUACGGCAUUCUUUGGCGUUCUAACAUGCAUUUUAAUAAGUGCUGUUGUUGGCAUGUGCGUAUUUUGCAAAAAGAAAAAGAGUCAGUUCCAGAAGUUUGAAAACGAUGGUAAUAUCGAGGAAGUAAAAAAUACUGAGUAUCCAAUUUUAAAAUCACUCGGUUCUCUAGAAUUGAACAAAACUUGCGCAAUUAUUCCAAGUAGCCCUACAAAUUUGUCGACUGAUAACCUGCUCGAUCAAACCGUUCAAUAUCAAAGCGAAUCGGUUUCAUCACUUGAACAUGAUGGAAUUGAAAACUACAACCUAUUACGACGUCAAAAUCAGACAACAGCGAAUUCUCUACCCGACGAGCAAUCUGAAAAUAAUAGUGGUCAAAGCAACAAGCAGUUGGUUUUUGUGCAAAAAGAUUGUGAGACCAGUUCUAACAUGCUUUUAUCAAGCAAGGAGUCUCUGAGCUUCCCGUCUGUUUGUCUGGCAAGAGAAACCAACUUUUCCGAGGACCAGGCGAUUGCUUCAAUAAAGGAUUCAGCCGAUUUUUAUAAUGCCAAAUCAUUCAUCGAACACUACAGUGGCAUUAGCGCUUCAACACGCACUGAAGAAAAUAAUGAUUCAUGUCCAGACGAUAUUAGAGUGAAACUGCCUACAGGUUUGGUGAACACAGCGAUUAUCUUAGGCGAAAACCAUGCUUGCUGUGAAGAUCCUCUCGCACAUGUAGCGUCCAGCGAAGCGCAAGAGGAUAUCACCCCAUUGGAUAGUCUAGAGGAUAACUCUUCCUCUCAUGAAACAAACAGUAUAGAAGAAGCAUUACGAGCAUUAGAUUACGCUAUAACUGGAGAACACGAUAGUGCUGACAGUGAAGAUGAACGCAAUUUUGUUAAUUAUUUGAGCGGUAUGAACGAAGAAAGAGCUGCUGGCAUUGACAAUGAAUUUUGCAAUGAAAAACACUCGUCUUCAGAUAGUGGUAUGGAAGAAGCUGAAAUCAGCGACAAAAAUGCCUCUACUGACGUGUUGCAUGAAGUAGUGCGAAAAGAAGCGUCAAAGUUGGUAGAUGAAAUAUUGCUGCUUUGCCAAAGCCGAAUUGAAGAAAUUCGAAAAUGCGAGGAAAAUGAUUCAAUUCAAAAAAUUGUCCAGGAUGACGAUUUUAAUGAUUUCAAUAAACACACUAUGUUAGAGUGUAGUACUCCUUUUGUACCUAGGAAAACUUCUGACAUUGAAAUCCAAAAUUCAAUUUUAAAACAGGCUCUUUUUAGUGUUAAAAACAAUGAAACAUAUAUCCAAGGCGAUGAUGAUUUGUGGCAAGAAAUAGAAAACAAUGAGAGGCAGAAAGAUGAGUGUCAAGAUUACCAAAUCUUCAACGUUACAUACCAAGCCGAUGGUAACAUCGCUCACGUGAACGACGAUGAUCUUCAACAGAUAUAUCCGGUGAGAGAAAAUAGGCAGUGCACAGUAGCAAAAAUAGAAAAUUUUUGGGGUAAUCCAUCUGAAACAUUUGUCAAAGAUUUAUCCGAUGAUUUGCCUCAAAUAACCAUAGACAAUAGUUCGGCUGACGAUGCUUUAUCGGAUAAUCCGACUGCUACUCCAAUGAAUACGCCAAUUGAGCCAGGGUACCCAACGACUGCAGAUUGGGAUGAGUGGCUUUCAAGCAGCACCUCUUCUGUGACAGCGUGUAGAGAUGUGCAACUUUGCGAGAGAGAUGAUUUCUCAAAUCAAACGAUUGAUAAUGGAUGGUUUUUACAUACGAAAUCAGAAUACGACAAAAUCAACGAAGAGACUUUCAAUCUCGAAGAGAAUGAUGUAAUUCACGACUCUACGUAUGAUUUACUAAGGAAGCAAUUAACUGAAAUAUUAUCACAUGCACAGGGUGCCAAAGAACUUUCUGAGAGUUAUGAAGAAAAUGAUGCAUACCCGAAUCAUUAUGGAAUACAGUAUGGCGAUUUAGACGAAGCCUCUAAUGCCCCGUCAUCGUCGACAGUUAAAGAUAACGAAGUAGUAAUUAACUAUAAGCGAACUCUUUCUCCAAUCAUAGAAGAAAGUGAAGAUGAAUCAUUUUACAAUAAAGUGUCAUUUUAUAAAGAGUCAUCAAACCAUGUUGAAAGCACCAGCACUGGAUGUAUGGAGUCGUUAACGGCUAUGGGGAUGAAUAAAACUGUGAUGGCGUCGAAUGAUACUUUAUUUAACUUUGAGGAUAUGUUUGACGAGAUCUUAUCCCCGCGGGUGUCCUCGCAAUCGCAUACCCCAAUUAAUCGAGAUAGAGAAAUUCCCGAUUACUUUCUACGAUCACCUCGUCAUGAUGUGACAAAUGAAUUAACUAUAGAUGUGGACCCGUUGCAGAUCCCUUCUGGCCAAGUAAUAAGUGCUCAGCGGACACGUGAUUCAUCAUUAGGCACGACAAGGAAUCCAACAAAGUUAGAUUGUUUCCAAAGUUCCUCAGUCAUUUUGGAAAAGAAAACUUGCGUUUCCAUCGGUAGACCGACCGAAGAAAAUGAACGAAUCUCGGAAAUUUCUGAACCUGUAUUAGUGUCGUCCGCAUCUUGUCAAAACAAACCUGAAGAGAAUAGUCUCUUAGACGAAGAGAUACCUUCUAUCGAGGAAGAUUCUUUCAAUGAGAUUUUGGAGAAAGAAAAGCCUCUGGAUAAUGAGCAUUAUAUUCACAUUUUAGAUUUACGUGGUACAAUAGAUUCUGUACUAAACAGAAAUCCAGCCGAGCGAGAUGAAAAUUUCGACCCUGCAACAAGUAAAACCAAUACUGGACAAGAAGUAGUGUAUUUACAGAACAAACUAAACUUAGAAAAUGCUUACAACAAUCGCAGCCAAGAAGCACAGGUGGUAAUUGAGUCUAUCGAUCGUUUUUUGCUUAAGUCCAGAAAUAUGAGUUUGCCAGACGACAAAAGUACAAAUUCUUUGGUUAAUGGUCAUUUAAAUAGUUGUAAGAUAUCUAGUAGAUCUGAUGGUAAAAAUGUUAGUAUAAAUCAUGAUAAAUAAAAUUU
Messenger RNA from Sabethes cyaneus, 3285 nucleotides. RefSeq lists its product as uncharacterized. The coding region runs from base 218 to 3280 and encodes 1020 amino acids. The transcript is spliced from 7 exons. The record is from RefSeq and is a predicted model, not a curated record. Lineage: Eukaryota; Metazoa; Arthropoda; Insecta; Diptera; Culicidae.